Molecule: messenger RNA, 911 nt
Organism: Durusdinium trenchii
Lineage: Eukaryota; Dinophyceae; Suessiales; Symbiodiniaceae
Source: the annotation of a GenBank genome assembly
ACCAAUUACUCGACAUAUGCAGCGCGUCCAAAUGUCCUGGCACCACUUGCCAUGGCUAUCCUGCUUCCCGUGCCUGCCGGCUCCACUGGACCGAAAGCUGGAGCAGCAGGAGCGAGCGACUCGGGCUGAUCACCUCACCGCAUUGCAGGAGGAGAUUUGGAGAGAACUUCUGUUGCAUCUCAGUCCACUUGACCUAGCAAUCCUUCGCAGCAUCUCACGGCAGCUAAGAAUUCGCCCAUGGCAGGACAGUGAGCGGUCUUUGAGUGCUCUUUUAGGCCUACGGGCGUGUCAUUUCUUGGAUGCAGAGCUUUUGAGCUUCGCCUGGGUUGGCGCGAGCUGCUUGGCCUCGGGUGAGGAUGGCUGGGACACCUUGCUGGGCUCCGUGCAGAUCAGAGAAAUUGGAGGCAAAACGGUCCAAGCAGAUCGAGGUGUGCGGCGAUCGCUGAGCCAAACAUCAGUGUUUGAGCGUCCCGUCCGAUGGAUGUUGGAGGUGAUCCAACUGAAAGGCAUGCUGCUCGUGGGUGUGGCAGAUGAAACCUUGAAGACGAACUCUUUGUUGGGUACCUCCAAGUGCCCUUCCUGGGGAUGGGAAGUGAGCCGAAAAGGUGUAGAGCCCAUUAAUGGCAGUUCUCCUUUAUUACCCCUUUCUUUGGACCCUGAGCAACAUCGACUAGUGCUGCUCUUGCACUUCGACCACAAGCGCGGCAUCCCCCGAUUGGAGCUUUCUUUGCUUCGCUUCGAUGGGCGAUGGGAGUGGCAUUUCCUGGGCUCUCACGAUCUCUCGGUUUCUCACCGCGUGAAAUUAAGGCCUGCUGUGUCCGUGGAUGUUGGAGCUGCCGUGCGAGUGCUUUGUUCUGAGGUCUUCACAAGACAGUGGCUGACCAGCUUGCCCUGAGAUGCAGAAUGGAAAA